Molecule: messenger RNA, 3270 nt
Organism: Mercurialis annua (annual mercury)
Lineage: Eukaryota; Viridiplantae; Streptophyta; Magnoliopsida; Malpighiales; Euphorbiaceae
Exons: 22
Coding region: 159-3017 (952 amino acids)
Biological process (GO): positive regulation of GTPase activity
Molecular function (GO): GTPase activator activity
Source: RefSeq, a predicted model, not a curated record
AAAUCUUUUCAUAUUGAAAAAUAAGCAGAAAACGGAUCUUUACUGUUGCAGUGUUACUCAAUCAACCAAAAAUUUUAAUCAAUUUUACUUUUUUCUCUUUGCAUAUUUUUGCUUAUUAAUCUCUGAGUGACUCAGUUUUGCAAUCGGUAUCUCUUUUAAUGGCAUCCACCAGUAAAGUGGAGCCAUCUGGAGAAUACGAAGAGGAGGAGCUCGAACGAUUUGAUGAUUUUACACUCGCAUCUUCAUGGGAAAGGUUUAUAUCAGAAGUAGAGGCAGUUUGUCGGAAAUGGCUAGCUGAUGGUCCAAAGAAUUUAUUGAAAAAAGGUGCAGUGCAGUUGGAGUUCUCACAGGACCUAUAUAAGGUCAAAUCUGAGCUGAAAUAUGCUAUGAAAAGCUAUAGCAUGGAUUAUUAUUUUCAAUUGGACAAUAGUGGUGAAAUAGCAGAUUGGGAUUGCACCUUGCAUGAUUUGCAGUUGUGCUUUGGUGUAAAGGGAUUUCUGGUGAUUGCUCCUCAGAGUGCCAGUGGUGUAGUUCUAGAUGCACCCGAGGCUAGUAAGCUCCUAAGUGCAGUUGCAAUUGCUUUGUCAAAUUGUUCCAGCUUGUGGCCAGCAUUUGUUCCAGUUCAUGCUCCCUCUCGAAAAGCUUAUAUUGGAAUUCAAAAUAUGGGAACUGUUUUCACUAGAAGGUUCGAAGCAGAUCUUAUUGGUAGCCAAGUUCCUAUAAAGCUUAUGCAUUUGGAAGGCUUAUACGAGUUAUUUGUUUCCAAGUUUGCUUAUUCCACACUGGAAUAUACAGCACGCCUUUUCAAAGUUCAUUUCACAAUGAAAUCGACAUACAAAACCAUUCUCAGUGACGAUGAUGAUGAAAUCAAGAGUUCUGCUGCGGAAACUGAAGAAUCUCUGAGAAAUCAUGGUGGUGAUGCUGACACCCGCAAUGGUUCACAAUGGGAUGAUGAUUGUCCUUGGAGUGAGUGGUAUUCUGCAGAGGACCCAGUAAAAGGAGCUGAAUUAAUUGCCUCAUGGUCAGAGAAGUUGGUUGAAAGUUCUCUUGAAAUGGCUGAGUUAGAAAAUGCUUCACCUCAUGAAGCUGAAAUGUGGACGAUGCUUCCAAUCUUGUCGCCAAAUCUUGAUAGUUCUGAAGGAAACAGAAUUGGAUUUGCCUCUCAAUUGCACCUUUUGGUAAUUGCACUGGAUAUGUCUUUUGCCGCUCAAUUCAUGGAGGAUUUUGCUUCAGCAGUUGAGAAUCCAGGCUCUGAAAAGCUCAAGUCGUCAAUGGUUGUACCCCCACCCACGGUAAUGGAUCGCGUGCUCAAAGAUCUUUUUCAUGAGGGAUCUCGACUCCCAGAUCUUGCUGCAGGUGAGCACAAGAAUUCUAGAGCUGUUAAAGGUGCACCUCUGGGAUCUCUUUUUGCUCAGUUUUGCCUACACUCUCUAUGGAUUGGGAACUGCAACAUACGCGCUAUUGCUGUGCUCUGGAUAGAAUUUAUUCGAGAGGUCCGUUGGUGUUGGGAGGAGUCACAACCGUUGCCUAAAAUGCCUAUCAGUGGUUCAGUUGACCUGUCAACCUGUUUGAUUCACCAGAAAUUGCAAAUGCUUGCUAUCUGCAUUGAGAAGAAGUGUGAAAUGAACGAAGACUUUCAAGAUUGUAUAGACAGCAACGAUCAUGCUUAUGUUGAUACUAAGGGAGAUAAUCUAGUACGGACUGCAGCAACUGAAAUGCAGUUACCCAGUAAAGAGAUUAAUGGGAUUCGUGACAGCCCCUUGAUACAGGAUGGCUUGCAUAUGUCUGAACCACAACCACGGACAUCAGAAUCUAUCAUGAACCAUCAAAAUGCAUUGUACAGUGAUCAAAAAGCUUCAGAUCGUUCCAGGAGAGGCUCGGCUGGUGUGGUUGGAACCAUAAUGCUUCUGAACUCAUGUCAGAGCAUGCAUGCUCCUUUCACACAGGAUCCACCACUCAUGACAGAAGACAUGCAUGAAGAACGAAUGCAGGCUGUUGAAGUCUUUGGCAAUUCUUUUAACUUUUCUGCUCAAUUGGAGAGAGACAUCUUAUCAUCAGACAUGUCAGCAUUUAAAGCAGCAAAUCCUGGUGCUGUUUUUGAGGAUUUUAUCCGAUGGCAUUCCCCAGGAGAUUGGGAGGAUGAUGAGACUGCAGAAAAUGGACCAUCUAAGAGUUCUGCAGAUGCUUUGAAGAAUAAUUGGCCUCCUCAAGGACGACUUUCGCAACGUAUGUCUGAGCAUGGAAACUUAUGGCGAAAAAUCUGGAAUGAAGUACCUGCUUUGCCAGUUUAUGAGCAAAAACCAUUUUUGGACCCAAAACGAGAAGGGGAGAAGAUCCUUCAUUACUUGGAGACAUUGCAACCACAUCAACUGCUAGAGCAAAUGAUUUGUACUGCCUUCAGGGCAUCAGCUGACACAUUGAAUCAGACUAGUUUUGGAGGAUUGAAGCCGAUGACAACAAAAAUGGAACAACUCUACCGUACUAUGGCUUCUAUGUUGAAGCGUCUGCAAACAAAUACUAUAUCUGGAAACAGUGAGACUAUUGAAGACUUAAAACGGUUGUGUGACAUCUUUGAGCAUGUUGAGAAGUUGCUUACACUUGCUGCCUCUCUUCACCGUAAGUUCAUGCAAGCUCCACGCCUCUUUGAGGAAAUCUUCGUCGAGUACUAUAACUUUUAUGCUCCAAGAAUGGGAACAGGCUCAGUGGAUGUCAAUCAAAAGGAGUUUGGUAUGAAGCUAAAAAUAAGGACGCACGAGAGACAGGCUGUAUCGAAUAUGUUUGUGCAACCAACUGCGAAUCAGUCAUGGCGAAAAGUAUUAAGCAUGGGUAAUCUACUCAACGGCCAUGAGCCAAUUGUGAGAGAAAUAAUAUUUUCGAUGCAUGAUAGCUUGAGUAACCAUCAUUACGCUGCUCAAACUCCCAAAGGCAUUGAACAAGACAUAGAGACGUAUAGAAUGUAUAUAUGUGGAACCUCUAAUGAUCUCCGUGUAGCUCUUUCCGUAACCUCAUGUGAUUAAUCUCUUCAGCGAUUUAUAUUUAGUACUUUGCGCUUGUAUCAUUCAACUUCAUCAUUUUCUAAAUAAUGUUGUUGAAUGUUUAGGCAUAAUUGCUGCUCUAUUGGGUGCCUGAAACCUCAUGGAAACCCGUGAAUAGGUGCUAUAAUGAAGCAUAUUGUAUAGAACUCCAUUGAUGUUGCUUCGAAAUGAAGUUAAGAUUAUGUUGCUUGUGGAUGAUAAAUUUAUAAUAGUUAUAAUUUUUUUUUAUUUAUAA